AUGGCUUGUUGUGUUUUACAUAACCUAUUACGAGGCAAGAGUACUACAUAUAUUCAACCUAAUCAUAUUGAUAGAGAAGACGUUAACUCUGGAACUGUUUUAUUAGGUGACGAUAGGCACACUAAUUCAGAACUAACGUCACUGGAUAUUUCUAGGCACGACGUUCCUACUAUUGACGCCAAAAUGCAAAGUGCGAACGCCAAACAUAAAUUCGAUAAUGUUCAACGACAACAUGGCAAAGAACCAAAAAAGCUCGAAAAGGACGUAGCAACAAGAUGGAACUCCACAUAUCUAAUGCUAGAAAGAUUUGUGGAGUUAGAAGAAGCAAUACGAACAACUCUAGCAUUAAUGGAUUCAGUUUCUCUGCCAGUCAUUCCCACAGAGGAGUGGACAUUUAUGAAGGAAUUAGUAAUUAUAUUAAAACCAUUUUUUGAUGUAACUGAGUUAAUGUCUGGAGAAAAAUACGUCACAUUAUCUUUAGUUAUAAUCAUGACAAAUGGGUUGAAAAAUGUUUGUAAUGAGAUGUUGAAUAGCGAUCAGUUUACUACCGAAGUUAGCCAAAAUUUUAUAAAAAAUCUUAUACAAAACAUAACAUCGCGGCUUGGAGAUUUAGAGUCCAGUAAGACCCUAAUUGUGUCAACAUUUCUGGAUCCAAGGUUUAAGAAUAUUGGUUUUAGUAAUCCUGUCGUUUCAGAUAAGGCGAAGGAAUAUGUUACUGGUUUAGUAGCUCAAAAUAUAAGAGCAAGGUGCGAAACGACUGGAGAAGCAGGUUUAGAGGUUGGUGCCGGUAAUGCGACGUCAGAAAAGCCACUAUUUGACCUUUGGAAGCAGUUUAAUAAGUCGGUGUCAUCUCAUCCUAAAGUCAAUCAAAGUCCGCAGGCACGUGCUAUAGUUGAAGUAAACCGUUACUUGGAGGAAGAAAUUAUCCCAAGGAACGAGGAUCCUUUGAAGUGGUGGGCUAACAAUGGUGCGGUUUUUCCAAAUUUAAGCCAUGUCGUCCGAUGCAAGUUUGGAACAGUUUCAACUUCAGUUGCAUGUGAACGCAUGUUUUCAAAGACUGGUCUUAUUAUUUCGGAGCGGCGAAGUCGCAUUAAGUUAGAGAAAGUAAAAAAAAUUAUGUUUUUAAAUGUUAAUCAAAAGUUACUUUGA
Molecule: messenger RNA, 1149 nt
Organism: Anthonomus grandis grandis
Lineage: Eukaryota; Metazoa; Arthropoda; Insecta; Coleoptera; Curculionidae
Product: E3 SUMO-protein ligase ZBED1-like
Exons: 2
Coding region: 1-1149 (382 amino acids)
Molecular function (GO): protein dimerization activity
Source: RefSeq, a predicted model, not a curated record